Messenger RNA from Beta vulgaris subsp. vulgaris (sugar beet), 1538 nucleotides. Its product is annotated as nicotinate N-methyltransferase 1. The transcript is spliced from 3 exons. Lineage: Eukaryota; Viridiplantae; Streptophyta; Magnoliopsida; Caryophyllales; Amaranthaceae. The record is from RefSeq and is a predicted model, not a curated record. The coding region runs from base 170 to 1108 and encodes 312 amino acids. Gene Ontology annotation, molecular function: O-methyltransferase activity; S-adenosylmethionine-dependent methyltransferase activity. Gene Ontology annotation, biological process: methylation.
UCACUAGUCACUAUUGUACUCGGUUACUAAAAGAACCCGUGCAUCUUAUAAAAACAAACUGUGGUGGGAGUAUAAAAGGGAUCCAUUUACCAUCAUUUUCUCUGUGCCAAAAUUUCACUCACUCUAUCCUUAAUUUCAGAGCCUACACUGAGGACUGAGGAGAGAGAAAAUGUCGCCGGAAAAACCCACUUUAGGUACACCACAAUCGGUGGAGGUAGACGAAACAUCGGAGACGAGAAAUAAAGCAAGGCUAGCAAUCAUGGAACUCGCCAACAUGAUAAGUGUCCCAAUGGCUUUAAACGCCGUCGUCCGCCUUAAAGUCCCCGCCGCAAUCUGGUCUUGUGGGGCCAACACACCUCUCACCGCCGCCGCAAUCAUCUCUCUCAUCCUCCCUAACAACCCCGAAGCGGAUGCCGAUAAUCUCGCUCGCCUCCUCCGCCUCCUCUCCACCUACGGUGUCUUCUCCGAACACCCACCUCUCGACGGAGAUAUUUUCCGGCGGUAUUCUCUCACGGAGGUCGGCCGGACUUUGGUUGCCGGAGGCGGUGGCGGCGGCGGUGGCGACGACGGCGGAGGGUCGUCGCACGGGGAGUAUGUGCUGCAACACCACCAGGAGGCGCUGGUGCGGGCGUGGCUGCAGGUGGACCGUGCGGUGGUGGGGCCAACGUCGAAGACACCGUUUGAGGUGGCUAAUGGGGAGCCGGCGUAUGAUUACUAUGGGAAGAAUGAAGAGAUGAAUGGGCUGAUGCAACGGGCGAUGGCCGGGGUGUCGGUGCCAUUUAUGAAGGCGGUGGUGGAAGGUGGUUAUGAUGGGUUUGAUGGGGUGGUGAAGUUGGUGGAUGUGGGUGGUAGUGCUGGUGAUUGUUUGAAGAUGAUUAUGAGUAAAUAUGGGGGGAUUAAAGAAGGGAUUAAUUUUGAUCUUCCUGAAGUUGUUGCUCAAGCUCCUCAAAUCCCAGGUGUGACCCAUGUGGGCGGUGACAUGUUCAAAUCCAUUCCUUGUGGUGAUGCAAUCUUCAUGAAGCACAACCUCUUUUCAGGAGAUGAUGCACCAGAAAUCGGAAUGCACUUCAUAAUCCUAAUUCCACUACAAGAUGAUAUCAUAAGUUGAGUCUCGAAUUAUUGUAAUAAUAACAAAAACUUCCUCUUUAUAUAUUCCAGUGCCUGGAAAUUAUGAAACUUUAAGUUUUGAAAUUUGUACUAUGUUUGAGUGUUUCAUAAUCUUAUAAAGUGAUCGUGUCGGGCACUUGAACACUCAACAAGGAUAUGAAAUUCAUACUGAACACUUCGAUUUUCUCCCCAACACCUCAGUUAUGUAAAAUUAUAGAAAUAAUGGAAGAUCAAAGGGACAGUUGUGCAAUGUAUGCUCGGACAUGGGUUUGUUUUGAGAAAUUCAACACUAAUAACAUGUUUCAUGAAUACAGUGUCACUGCACUCAUCCAAUUCUAGGACAGGAUCUCCAUGUCUAAAGUUUUGAACCUUGGCAAGUUUAAGUUUAACGCUUGGAUUUGUACCUGUACCUGUGUCUAAGUAACAUAGCU